Malassezia vespertilionis is the source of this 1623-nucleotide messenger RNA. It is a transcript of the gene MGS1, whose product is annotated as DNA-dependent ATPase mgs1. Gene Ontology annotation, molecular function: DNA binding; enzyme activator activity; ATP hydrolysis activity. The transcript is spliced from 4 exons. Bases 1 to 1623 code for a protein of 540 amino acids. NCBI's taxonomy places the organism in Eukaryota, Fungi, Basidiomycota, Malasseziomycetes, Malasseziales, Malasseziaceae. The record is from RefSeq and is a predicted model, not a curated record. Gene Ontology annotation, cellular component: nucleus. Gene Ontology annotation, biological process: DNA-templated DNA replication; regulation of DNA repair.
AUGUCCACGCCGGGGGAAAAUGAGCGCGUGGCAUGCCCAAAUUGUGAUAAAAAGCUAUCUUUUGGCGUGUUGAACAAGCACCUGGAUCACUGCUUGGCGGAGGGGCCUUCUUCGCUGAGUCCAGGAUCAGGCUUGAAGCGCGAGGCUUUGCCAGAGCCCGACAAACCGCAAAAGGCGGCGAAACACGUGCCUGCACUGGACGCGUCAAAGCCGUUUGCGGAGCGUAUGCGGCCAUCAUCCUUGGGAGAAUAUGUGGGGCAGACAGAUGUAGUGCAGGGCGCAUUGCUGUCUCUUCUGAAGCGUGGGCAAGUGCCUUCGAUGGUGCUAUGGGGACCUCCAGGCUCGGGGAAAACGACCUUGGCGCGGCUUGUGACGCGCGCGGCGUCUGAUUUCGCGCGUGAAAAUGGGCUAGAGAUGCCGCAGUACCGUUUUAUAGAAAUGUCUGCGACAGUCGCCAGCGUCACAGAGGUGAAGAAAACGAUCGACGAGUCCGUGCACAGACUGCAACUCACAGGCCAACGCACGGUGCUUUUUAUCGACGAAAUUCAGCGGUUUAAUCGCGCACAGCAGGAUAUUUUCCUUCCUGCAUUGGAGAAAGGCCAUAUCACAUUGCUUGCAGCAACGACAGAGAACCCCUCAUUCCGUCUGCAAAGCGCAUUGCUUUCACGGUUACGCGUUGUGGUGCUUACAAAGCUCGGCAUCGAAGAGAAUGUACAAGUGCUGUCGCAGGCGCUGGAUCGGGUGCGCGCUGCCGGCGAUGUUGUGCAUACAUGGAUCGACGAGCCGCUCCUCCAUUGGAUUGCAUCGAUGGCGGACGGCGAUGCACGCACCUCGCUUAAUGCAUUGGAGCUUGCACUGGUUACAGGUGACGAGCAUGCUCCAGCGGCGCAAAAUGUGCGCCACCUAAAAGCCGCGCUAAAACGCACAGCGCUCAAGUACGAUCGCACCGGCGAUAUGCACUAUGAUACCAUUAGCGCCAUGCACAAGAGCAUCCGUGGCUCCAACGCAGAUGCUGCUUUAUACUGGCUCGCACGCAUGGUGGCCAGUGGUGAGGAUCCGCUUUUUAUAGCGCGGAGGCUCAUCGUUUGUGCGUCGGAAGAUUGCUGCUCUGCCGACGCGCUUAGUCUUGCGCUAAGCACGUACAAGGCCUGCGAGAUUGUCGGCCUGCCGGAAUGCGGGAUCAAUCUGUCGCACUGUGUCAUGUUUCUUGCCGAAUACCCCAAAUCCACGCGCUCGUAUCGCGCGUGGAAAAAAGCAGUGCGCAUGGUCGAGUCCGAUUUCAAUUACCCUGUCCCAAACCAUAUACGGAAUGCACCUACGAAAAUGAUGCGCGAGCUUGGAUACGGCGAGCAAUAUCGCUAUGAACCAAGUUUUGCGCACCCCGUGCACCAGGAAUUCUUUCCUCCUGAAUUACGGGGCACACGCCUCAUUUCUCCACCGUCAGAUGCUGCGUUGAUGACGCCAAUGGAAGCAGCAGCAGCUACAGGUCCCUACGCAUGCCAACGUCAAUUCUCACUUGGCUCGCGUGCUGUAGACUUUGAUCUGCUGGACGAGUGGGAGGCAAAGCACAACGGCGGCAAGCCUUGGCCCGGGCGCAGCGGACUGCAGCCGCCGAGCACAUAG